This is a messenger RNA of Schistosoma turkestanicum, 456 nucleotides long. NCBI's taxonomy places the organism in Eukaryota, Metazoa, Platyhelminthes, Trematoda, Strigeidida, Schistosomatidae. The record is from the annotation of a GenBank genome assembly.
GUUUUGAUCAGCUGAAGAACAAUGGUUGCUAUGAUAAUAUAAUGAUGCAAUCAUGAAUUUGGGGUCGAGUUCAAAUAAAGUUGUCGGUGAUCUGAAAUCAAUUGAUGAAUAUGAGGAAUACAGACGAAUCGUAGGCGAAGAUGAUGGUGGGAAACUUUUCACACCUGAACAAUAUGAAGCUUACAAGAAAAAGUACAUACCACUGAGACAUCGAAAUAGAAUUUUCGUCUCAUGGACAAACCCAAAUGGAGUGGACUGCAUACUUCCCGGCCCACAAAGUGAAUGUUUUUGCCAACACCGGUAUGAAACUUCCAAAUGGAUUGAGUGUAAUUUGUUUGCUUUUCUGUUAUCACACUUUUGUUCACUGUCUCAUUCGAGCGAAGAAUCAUAAUCUUUUGAGUUCAAACCUGAUAACAUCUACUGCUAAGCAACUAUGUUUGAAGAAAUCAGAGCAAC